Messenger RNA from Trichobilharzia szidati, 1141 nucleotides. Lineage: Eukaryota; Metazoa; Platyhelminthes; Trematoda; Strigeidida; Schistosomatidae. The record is from the annotation of a GenBank genome assembly.
UAAAAACGCAGUGGAACAGUGGAACUACUAUACUUCUAGUGCAUGAAUAUUAAGGGUGUCUUCAAUGAAGCGAGUAUAAAGAAAUCAAAUUUGCUUACACUAGCACGUUGAAAUGAUACGGAGUAUUGGUUCAGUCUGCGAAAUUCGAAUACUGCGUUAGAGAGGAGUGAAACCAUGGAUUGUCUUCAGCAAGCUGGUAUCAUGGAUAAAACAGUCGACAUAGACGAUGAGAUAACAAAAAAUAAAAGACAACGAUCAGAUAAAAUUUCAAAUCUUAUGGGACACUAUUUGCUGAAAGGAUGGAGGAUGCUGAAUGAAUCCUGUCCUAAAUGUGAGACAAUUCUUUUCCAGCAACCAAGCGGCCAGCAUUACUGCGUCGCUUGUAUAGAGGUUGACAUUGAUACUCCCAGCGCUAAAAAGCAGUCGAUCGACCACAGAAAAUCACCAGAAAUGUUUCAACAUCUUUCAUUGGAACUAUCGUCUCCUGAUAAAGAUAACGUUAUUGUUUCUGCGCUCUCAAAAACAAUUAAAAGAGCAUCAAAGCAAUGUACUGAAAGUCAGGUAGGACUGCCCACGAACAACGGGAUGUGCAAAGAAAACAGUAUGGUGAUUGCUCUACGCGAAAAAAUAAGUUGGUCUAUGUCACGGUUAACAGAAGCUACCUCACCUACCGAAAUUCGUCAGUGGUCUGACACACUUAAGUCUUUGUUCAGCUUAUGGGACGAAAUGGCUAAAUGCAGUUUUGAUUUUAAAAAGCUGCUUCCUAAAGAAAUAUAAAUUUUUAAAAUGAAAGUUUACCUUAUUGCAAUACCCAACAAACAGGGUUUUUUGACUACUGUUGGUAUUAUUUGAAUGCUCUAUAUGAAAUAUAUUUACAAUAUUUUCUAGGUGAUAGUUUUGUUUAAUUUGAUGAGUAGAGUGUCUCAUACGUCAUUCAUAUCAUAGAUGUGAUAUCCCGUCAUUCAGGAAAAGACAUAAGUACUGCACAGCAUUUCGUCUCGUCUUUAUUAAUGGCCACGAGAAACGGCUAGCUCUCUUUGACCGUUGGUAACUGGUAUAAUAUAGUGAGUAAUAUUGACGUUAGGAGUAGAGUAUCAGAGGAGGUGGGAAAGCUAAUCGAUGAGAUCGUGAAACUGUAUCG